Molecule: messenger RNA, 2790 nt
Organism: Saccharomyces eubayanus
Lineage: Eukaryota; Fungi; Ascomycota; Saccharomycetes; Saccharomycetales; Saccharomycetaceae
Gene: GPR1
Product: Gpr1p
Exons: 1
Coding region: 1-2790 (929 amino acids)
Biological process (GO): adenylate cyclase-activating G protein-coupled receptor signaling pathway
Cellular component (GO): plasma membrane
Molecular function (GO): G protein-coupled receptor activity
Source: RefSeq, a predicted model, not a curated record
AUGAUCAUCAWGGGAUCAUCCCUGAAUCCUAACACAUCGAUAAGGUCGUCCUUACCAGAAGAAAAGACAAAUGUUCUCCGAGAACUUAAUACCACCACCGUCAACCAACUAUUGGGGCUGCCAGGAAUGACAUCCACCUUCACAGCCCCACAACUAUUACAGUUAAGGAUAAUAGCUAUAACCGCCUCUGGCGUGUCGCUCCUUGCCGGGUGCUUUGGAAUGUUCUUUCUUUCCAAGAUGGAUAAGAGGAGAAAGGUUUUUAGACAUGAUCUGAUUGCAUUUUUAAUAAUUUGUGACUUUCUAAAAGCCUUAAUUCUAAUGAUUUAUCCUAUGAUUAUUCUGAUCAAUAACAGUGUGUAUGCAGAACCCGCAUUUUUUAAUGUACUGGGUUGGUUUACAGCCUUUGCUAUUGAGGGUGCAGAUAUGGCCAUAAUGAUUUUCGCCAUUCAUUUUGCUGUGCUAAUAUUCAAACCUAGUUGGAAAUGGCGUAAUAGAAGUUCCGGCAAUAUGGAAGGCGGACUAUACAAGAAAAGAUCUUACAUCUGGCCUAUUACUGCUUUAAUACCGGCCAUUUUAGCGAGCUUAGCCUUCAUUAACUAUAAUAAACUCAAUGAUGAUUCUGACACUACCGUUGUCUUGGACAACAAUAACUACAAUUUCCCUGAUUCUCCCAGACAAGGCGGUUACAAGCCUUGGAGUGCAUGGUGCUAUUUGCCACCCAAACCAUAUUGGUACAAAAUCGUAUUGAGUUGGGGUCCCAGAUACUUUAUUAUUGUUUCUAUUUUCGCCAUUUACAUCAGUAUUUAUGUUUUUGUUACCAGUGAAAGUAAAAGAAUCAAAAAACAAAUUGGAGAUUUCAAUCAUAAUCCACAACAAGAGGAAGAGGAAGAGAAAGAUAAAAAAAAACUGCUAAGUUUGGGCCAUAUGGGGAAAGUUAGGUGGUAUCUUAAAAGUUAUCUUAAAUCGCCAUUGUUACGUUUUUUAAAGAACCUGAGAAAUUUUUUCACCAUAUCUCUGGUAGAGCCAGGUGAGGAAACAACAGAUGAUUCAAGUAGUAGUGGCACUUUUAAUCUCGGCCAAAACUCGCAUGAAUUGCCUGCAUAUACAGGAAGCAAUGAAAACAUCCCCAUUAAUGGUGGAGUACGGUUGCUUGACUAUAACACUACUAAGCCGGCUAAUAAAUCCAAGAUUAUAACGCCUGCAAACCAAGAUUUAGAGAAAAAUGAUCCGUUUGACUGUAAUAAUGACAUAUCAAUAAAUCCCCUAGGUUUUAAGAUGGAACAAGAGGAGCGUGAUGCAGCUUUUGGAAUGGAAAAUGGAAGACUGGAUACAAGAAAGAGUUCAAUGCUGGAACACCAGACUUUUUCUUGCUUGAAUUCCUUAGCAUCACCCCUCGAAGCGUUAAAUCAUAAUAAUAAUGAUGAUGAUGAUUGCAACAGUAGAAACAACAAGAACAACAAGAACAAGAACAACGUCAACAACAUCAACAACAACAACAAGAACAACAAUAAAAAUACUACUACUACUACUAAUAAUACUAAUAAUACUAAUAAUACUAAUAAUACUAAUAAUACCAAUAAUACUAAUAAUAAUGCUACAACUAAUAAUAUUCCUCCUGCUUUUAAUGAAGCAUUCGUCCAAAAUAAAGAUUUUUCGCACAAUAGCAUUAGCGAUACAAUCAGGGACGACAAUUUAAACGUUACUGAUGUACAACGACACUUUCAAGCUCAAACUUAUAAAGAUAUGAAAAAGCGCAGGUCACAAAUUCAGAAGAAUCUGAGAGCCAUAUUCAUUUAUCCACUAUCGUAUAUUGCGAUUUGGCUUUUUCCCAUCAUUGCGGAUGCGUUGCAAUACAGCUAUGAAAUAAAACAUGGACCCACUAUGUGGGUGACAUAUAUCGAUACUUGUGUGAGACCAUUAAGCUGUCUCGUCGACGUUAUUGUUUAUCUGUUCAAAGAAAAACCUUGGAAUUAUUCAUGGGCCAAAACGGAAUCAAAAUUCCUUACUGAAAAAUUUGUUUUAAAAGGCGAGCUUGGCGAAAAGGAAAUUUUGAACCUUUGCUAUAGUAAAUGGGGCAAAAGAGGUUGGUAUUACCGUGGAAAAUGGAGGAAAAGAAAGUGUUGGAGAUAUUCUACAAGCACUACAAAGCGUAUUAUGUGGUUUAUCCAACGCUUUUUUGAACAGUUAUUUGAGUUAAAAUUUCACUUUGAUUUUCACGACAACUGUGAUGAUUUUGAAUAUUGGGAAAAAUAUUAUUCAGCCAAGGAAUCAAGCGAUAAGAAACGCACAGAAUCAGAUGAGACCAAAACAAAUGGCAGUGAUAGAUCUCUUCAAACAAACUCACUUGAAGUACAGACCAUGCUAAAUACUAUAAAGGCCGAAGAGAUUGAGGUGCCCCUGUUUUGGCGGUUAAUUCACCAUAUUCCGAUGCUUGCUGGUAUAGACCUUGAUGAACUAGACAGGUUGUUAAAAAUUCAGUACAACCACGACCGUUUCCCUUUACCUGGAUUGGAAUUUGCACUAAACAAAAACAAAAACAAAAACCAACAGCAGGACACUUCAAGUGAUAGCAUUUUUAAAUCAAGCUUUUCUUUAAAUGUUGGCACAAACGACGAUAAAAAUGUUACACAAGUAAAUAAAGGUCUACAUUCUCAGAGGGCAGCGAUCACCAAAAAUCACACUGUGAAGCCUCCCGUCCCUGAUGUUACUCCUUGUUCAGGAAAUGAUUUAAAGAAUGAUAGUGAUAGCAAUAACAUGGACUUGAUAGCUUUCCUGAAAAAUGGACCGUAA